Molecule: messenger RNA, 2281 nt
Organism: Pollicipes pollicipes
Lineage: Eukaryota; Metazoa; Arthropoda; Thecostraca; Pollicipedomorpha; Pollicipedidae
Gene: Gmppb
Product: GDP-mannose pyrophosphorylase B
Exons: 10
Coding region: 295-1419 (374 amino acids)
Biological process (GO): GDP-mannose biosynthetic process
Molecular function (GO): GTP binding; mannose-1-phosphate guanylyltransferase (GTP) activity
Source: RefSeq, a predicted model, not a curated record
GUGAAUAGGUGUAUUGUUAGUCCAUCGUCGGAGCCGAUUGUGGAUCCUGUGAUUUUUUCAUUGUUGUGUAUUGCUAGCUGCGUUGUAAAAGUCUGACAUAGGGCAAUGCACGAUGGAGAAGACAUUUUGCCGUCGUGGAUUUCAUCAUCUCAUGCCCAUUGGACCCGUGCUCGAGUUCGAUGAACCAGACUACCGGAGGUGUCAUCAACAAGGCAUUGUGAACUUAUCCACUGGUGAACUCAGAAGACUUACCCAUUAGGUAGCACUGCCACAGUCUCUUUACUGUUAACCAGCAUGGCUCCCCAGGCUGAAUUGCAGAAAGGGGAGAACUUGACAAACAUGAAGGCGCUGAUCCUCGUGGGCGGCUACGGGACCCGCCUGCGUCCCCUCACCCUGUCGCGGCCUAAGCCGCUGGUGGAGUUCGCCAACAAGCCGCUCGUUCUCCACAUGAUCGAGGCGUUGGUGGACGCGGGCGUGUCGCACGUGGUGCUGGCCGUGUCGUAUCGAGCCGAGCAGAUGGAACAAGAGCUGCGCCAGGAGGCCGAAAAGCUGGGCGUUCAGAUCACGUUCUCGCUGGAGACGGAGCCACUGGGGACGGCCGGGCCGCUGGCACUGGCGCGCGACAUCCUCGCCUCCAACGACGAGCCGUUCUUCGUGCUCAACUCGGACAUCAUCUGCAACUUCCCCUUCAAGGACAUGGUCAGCUUCCACAGGAACCACGGCAAGGAGGGCACCAUCGUGGUGACAAAGGUGGAGGAGCCCUCCAAAUACGGCGUGGUCUGCUACGAUGAAAGAGGGAGAAUUGAGCGGUUUGUUGAGAAGCCGUUGGAGUUCGUAUCAAACAAGAUCAAUGCUGGACUGUAUAUAUUCAACACCUCCAUACUGGACAGAAUUCAGCUGCGGCCGACCAGUAUCGAGAAGGAGGUGUUUCCGGUGAUGGCGGAGGACGGCAACCUGUUCAGCCUGGAGCUGCAGGGCUUCUGGAUGGAUGUCGGCCAGCCCAAGGACUUCCUCACCGGCAUGUGCAUGUACCUCGGCUCCCUCAAGACCAAGAACCCUUCAGUGCUUCACAAGGGAGACGGCGUGAAGGGUAGCGUCAUAGUGGACCCGACAGCGCGCAUCGGCAGCAACUGUCAGAUCGGGCCGAACGUGACGAUCGGGCCGGGCGUCGUGAUCGAGGACGGCGUCUGCAUUCGGCGCGCCACUGUCAUGCGCGGCGCCCACAUCAAGUCGCACACGUGGAUCGAGAACUCGAUCGUCGGCUGGUCCUGCGUCGUCGGACAGUGGGUGCGGAUGGAGAACGUGACCGUGCUGGGCGAGGACGUGAUCGUGCAGGACGAGAUCUACGUCAACGGCGGCAUGGUGCUGCCGCACAAGUCGAUAUCGGCGUCGGUGGCCGAGCCGCGCAUCAUCAUGUAGCGAGUCGUACCAGGGCGGGCCGGCGCCCGCAGCGCCGGACGACUCCGCCCUAGGGGCCGGGCAGCGCCGCUGGGGGCUGGCACAAAGUGGGUUCGGGUCGGGGCACGACGGGUGGGUUCGCACGUGCCUUUCCAGACGGUUGUGUACAAAUGCGUGGUGCGACGCGUUGUGGCACAGCGGCGCGCCGCGUUUGUAGCUCGGCCGGUGCCGGGGUCGGCCGUGGAUCGAUGGCGCUACCGGGCUGCCGUUUUGUUUGCGUUGUGGCAGACAGGGCCCUGUCCGCUAUUGCGAUGCUUAAUUAUUUUCAAUUUGUGGAACCUUCUGGCUUCCAGGACAAAUUACUUCCGUGGGGCGGUACUAUACGUAAUUGUCGUGAGUUGGCCGGCAACUUAUAUGUUUCAAACAGCAGCUCCGGUAUCUACCCGCUGGAGAAGAGGGCAAAACUUCGUUGCGACGACCACGACGAAUGCGCUCAACAGGGCUGUGGAGAUCAGAAUGGUGCCAUGCUGCACGAGAUUCCCACGGAGAUUCCGUUGUCAUAUUUGCAUUUUGUCAUGUGUUUUCACGGUGCCGUUAAGGGCGCCUAUGUUGUUUUUAUUAUGAUGCUUGACAAAGUAUAUAUCUCUAAAAAUAUUUAGUUUAUUUUCCCUCAGUGUCCUGUGUGUUCUCACAAUAAGUCUUCAUUGUAAAGAAUAUUAUAUAAUUAUUAUAUUUAAAACUUCAGACGCGGGCAGGGACCGUUUCUGAAGUAAGCUGUUUUAGGUUUCGUAAAUUAUUGCUUCGCUUUGGGGUAUGAGCGUCUGCUCUGCGUCCGGUGCAUUUGAUCUGUUGCGCACCGUAAUACAUCUCGUGUGAAGUGAAA